This is a messenger RNA of Saccostrea cuccullata (small rock oyster), 2196 nucleotides long. RefSeq lists its product as uncharacterized. The record is from RefSeq and is a predicted model, not a curated record. Bases 196 to 2088 code for a protein of 630 amino acids. The transcript is spliced from 17 exons. NCBI's taxonomy places the organism in Eukaryota, Metazoa, Mollusca, Bivalvia, Ostreida, Ostreidae.
UAUCGUUCUUGGCUGUGUUUACUUUUCACCUUCCAGCCAUUGCACAUAGACGGAUGUAAUGCUUAUCAUAUAAAGUGCUUAUCAUGAACAACUACCUUUGUGACAAACCUCUUUAUGUAUAUCCGUGAUGGUUGACAUUUAAAAUUGUUUAAGGAACUCUUUUUACGUGCUCUAACAACGUUCGUUACAUUUAAGAUGGAGGAAAUAUGGAAACAGACAUUGAUGUUCGUAUUAUUAUUAAUAGGAGAAGGUGCGUGUUUGUCAUCAAAACUUGACGCCCUACAAAAACAGUAUGGAGAGUGGAGACUUCAGCGUUCUCCGGAAUAUUCAACUUCUCUGGGCAUAUACAAGUAUAAUGACAAAGUGGAAAAGUUUGCAUACUCAGGAUUUGAUGAAGAAUAUACCAAAUGCCUAAAUCUACUAAAGGAUUUGAAAAAUAUUGACUACAACCAACUUACAUCGAAAGAGAAGACUGAUUAUGACAUUUUUAACGAUACAUUGACGACUAUCGUUCGCGGACAUGAUUGGCGAGACUACAAUGCCUUGAACCCAAUCAAUUUUUUGGAGGGACCACAAAUUGACCCAUCAGAACUUCAUAAAACAACACCAUUUGACACCAUUGGUGAUUUUGAAAACUACUUAAGACGACUGGAAUUAUUUCCAAAGCAGAUAGACGAAAUGAUAGAAAGAUUCAAUAAGUCCAUAGAAAAAGGACACACAUAUCAUAACGUAUCGGUGAACAGGGUUCCAGAACAGAUAGAUGACAUCCUUAAAGAUGCCAAUGAUACAAACUUUUCAAUGUACGAACCAUUUCGCAAGAAACUGACGGACAAGAAAACCAUUCCUGAUACGAGAAAAACAGAUAUCAGAUCAAGGGCCAAAUCAGCCGUUAAUAACAUUCUUCAGAAGUACAGUGACCUUAAAUCUUAUCUAGAGAAUGUGUACUUUAGUCAUCUAAGACCGGGAUUUGGAGUAAGUACUUGGGGUAAAGGAGUGGAAUUCUACAAGGAAUGUCUACGAUGGCACCUCUCUUUGGAUUUGUCUCCAGAAGAAGUACACAAUAAAGGACUACACGAAGUUGAGAGAAUUUCGUCAGAAAUGAAGAAGGUCAUGCUUAAAUUGAAUCACCGCGGCUCUGUAAAGCAGUUUUUUGAUGACAUCAAGAGGAAUUCAUCGUUCUUUUUAAAGUCUGGCGAUGAGAUUAUUCAAUGGUAUAAAAAUGCGAUUGAAAAGGAUAUUAAACCCAAAUUACCAUCUCUGUUUAAAAACAAUCCAGAUUUGCCUGUAGAUGUACAGCCUAACCCAAUAGAUGGAAUUGGAGGUCAGUAUUUAGCAGGACCCCCCGACGGUUCACGACCCGGAGUGUUCCAAGUCAAUGUUUUCCAUCCCAAUAAAUCAGUAACAAUAGAUUUCAUGGCCCUCUUGCUUCAUGAAACAAUACCAGGUCAUCAUUUGCAGGGUAGUAUCCAGUCAACUCAGGCAGGUCCAGCAUACCGCAGACAGAACCUUGACGAUAAAUAUUUUCAACCCCCAGCACUCCCUCCUUUUUAUACUGCUUACUUAGAGGGAUGGGCACUGUAUGCUGAAUCUUUGGGAGAAGAGAUGAAGUUGUACAAGACUGAUUAUGAUCUAAUGGGAAGAUACGGAUCUGAAAUUUUUAGAGCGUGUCGUCUUGUUGUCGAUACAGGAUUACAUUACUUUAAUUGGACAAGAGAAGAAGCCAUACAAUAUAUGCUGAAUUACACAGCUUACAGUGAAGGUUCUAUUACGACUGAAAUCGACAGGUACAUUACCUGGCCGGGUCAAGCAUGUGCAUACAAGAUAGGUGAACUCAAAAUAAGAGAAUUGCGCACAAAAUCGGAAAACGAACUAGGUUCCAAGUUUGAUAUCAAGGACUUCCAUUACGUUGUUUUGAAAGAUGGGGCUCUUCCACUUAACGUUCUGGAAAAAAAUGUAAAUCAAUGGAUUACAGACACAAAAAAUAAACCUGCAGAAACACAAAAACAGUGUAUUUCGGGUAGUUUUAGACAUGAAACAAGUUUUAAAGUUUUAAUAGCAACUUUCAUUAUCUCUUUUCUUUUGAAUUAGUUCUCUGUCCUGUAUGUUUAAACCUUUGAUCUGUAUUAUUAAUUACAUUUACUAGUAUCAUAUAUUAUUAUUCAUUAAAUAUAACCUUACCAGUUGAAGUGACAUUUA